AUGCUCGAAUACGGGAAUCUUGAACUGAACGUCGUCAACCUUCCGACCGGAAAGUAUUACGGUGCGUACUAUAGCUGCAAGACCGAGGAUCCUCGGACAGGACCUAACUCCGGGUUUCGCCUCGUUUACAACGAGUCGGGCGAGUUAUACAUUUCGACACGGAAUGGCACUAACAUCCAAAUCCACGACGGGAAAGGUAUUGUUAUCCCUUCCAGGGAUUUUUACCAUCGCGUGGUUCUACAUUUUGACGGAGUUUUCGCUCAGUAUUACCAUCCGAAGACCGGCGGUAGUAAUGCGACGUGGUCGAUGGUUUGGUCUAAACCGGACGACAUUUGCAAGGCUUUGACUAACGGUCUCGGAAGCGGUGUGUGCGGAUUCAACAGCGUUUGCGUGGGCGAAAAUCAAAGGGUUAGCUGCAAAUGCGUACAAGGGUUUUCCCUCGUAGAUAAGAACAACGAGAAUGGAGAUUGCCAGCCGGAUUUCGAUUCAGGCUUUUGCAAUCGAACGAGAAACGAUUAUUCGUACGACUUUAUCCGGCUACAAGACGUCGUUUGGGAAUCUUCGGAUUACGAGGAAUACUGGCCUUACGAAGAGGAGAACUGUCGAGUUUCUUGCUUGCAGGAUUGCUUUUGCGCCGUCGCGAGUUUUAUAGGCAGUAGUUGCAGGAAGAAGAAGUAUCCAUUGUCUAACGGAAGACUAGAUCAAAGCCUUGACGCUCGAGCAUUCAUUAAGGUUCCUAAAUCCGGAAUUUCCGCCGGAGAUAUUCCUUUUCCGGCUAGGAAUCCCAAUGGAAAGAAACAGCUCAGUCAAAAGGGCUUGGUCAUUACAGGUUACACUCUUCUUGGAGCUUCAUUACUUCUCAACUUCAUCAUACUCAUUGCUUUUCGCAGUCGAAGUCACUGUUCCUUAGCCGACAAGAAAAAGGAUUCAGGCAGCGCAGUAAUCAAGUCGAAUCUGCAUGUUUUUACUUACAAAGAGCUCGUGGAAGCGACGAGUGAUUUCAGAGAUGAGGUCGGGAGAGGCGCUUUCGGGAUCGUUUACAAAGGCAUGAUAAGAACCGGCGACAAUAACACUGUCUUGGUCGCUGUCAAGAGACUCGACCGAGUCGCUCAGGAGGGAGACAAAGAAUUCAAGAACGAGGUGAACGUGAUAGGCCAAACCCAUCACAAGAACCUCGUGAAGCUCGUCGGUUUCUGCAAGGAAGAUCAAAACCAUCUUCUCCUCUACGAGUUCUUGCCCAAUGGAACGCUGGCGAAUUUCCUGUUCGGGCAUCCAAAACCGGUUUGGAAAGAGAGGACGAGAAUCGCCCUCGGGAUCGCGAGAGGGAUCUUGUAUUUGCACGAGGAAUGCGACACCCAGAUCAUACAUUGCGACAUAAAGCCUCAGAACGUUCUCCUAGACGAUCACUUCAACGCAAAGAUCUCGGAUUUCGGGCUCGCCAAGCUUCUGAUGAUGAACCAGACGCAUACUCGGACCGGAAUCCGCGGAACCAAAGGGUAUAUUGCGGCCGAGUGGUUCAGGAACACCCCCAUCACGACGAAGGUCGACGUUUACAGCUACGGAGUGCUGCUUCUAGAGACCAUAUGCUGCAAGAAAGCCGUCGAUCUCAAGGACAACGUGAUUUUGACGUAUUGGGCAUACGACUGUUUCCGAAAAGACAGGCUGGUCGAUUUGAUCGUCGGAGAUUACGAGGCUACGGACGAUAUGGAUACGUUCGAAAGAUACGUUAAAACCGCGAUUUGGUGCGUACAAGAGGAUCCGACAGUAAGGCCGAACAUGGGAAAGGUGAUACAGAUGCUUGAAGGUGUUACACAAGUUUGUGUUCCUCCGAAUCCUUCUCCGUAUGAUGCAUCGUAUUGA
Tarenaya hassleriana is the source of this 1860-nucleotide messenger RNA. RefSeq names its product G-type lectin S-receptor-like serine/threonine-protein kinase RLK1. Lineage: Eukaryota; Viridiplantae; Streptophyta; Magnoliopsida; Brassicales; Cleomaceae. The record is from RefSeq and is a predicted model, not a curated record. The transcript has a single exon. Gene Ontology annotation, molecular function: protein kinase activity; ATP binding. Bases 1 to 1860 code for a protein of 619 amino acids. Gene Ontology annotation, biological process: recognition of pollen; protein phosphorylation.